Botrytis deweyae is the source of this 2343-nucleotide messenger RNA. RefSeq lists its product as uncharacterized. Gene Ontology annotation, cellular component: nucleus. Gene Ontology annotation, molecular function: DNA binding; DNA-binding transcription factor activity, RNA polymerase II-specific; zinc ion binding. Gene Ontology annotation, biological process: DNA-templated transcription. The transcript has 2 exons. The record is from RefSeq and is a predicted model, not a curated record. NCBI's taxonomy places the organism in Eukaryota, Fungi, Ascomycota, Leotiomycetes, Helotiales, Sclerotiniaceae. Bases 1 to 2343 code for a protein of 780 amino acids.
AUGUCGACUCCAACUUCUAUAGCACGUACUGCCCCAAUUGCCAUUGCUUCCAAGAAACCUCAUCUAGAUACAAUUCUCGAUACUCCCAACAAUUCAUCAAACGGCAGAGAUAUCUCUAGUUUGUCAACGAGUAUGAGUAGUGUGACAUCGAUGGAUCUAGGAAAUAACAUGAGAAGUCGAAAGGAUAGACCGUGUGAUGCUUGUAGGAGGAGGAAGAGUAGAUGUGUGAUCAAUGAGGGGCAGUCCACGUGUGUUCUUUGUCAAUUUCAUUCUCAGGACUGCACCUUCCUGUCAAGUCCGCAGCCUAGGAAGAGAAAAUUGAAUACGGAUGGGAAGGAAGAAUCCAUUGCUAAAAGAAGAUCUCCUGAUAGGAACUUCGAAAGGUCCAGACCCCACGAGGCUAGCAUAUCUAGCACCGGUGCUACCAAUUCACUGACCGAGGAUUUGGCAAAUAUUGGGGGCCCAACGUUGUUAAAGCGAACAUUGGGGUUACAGCAUGAUCGAUUCAGUCAAUAUAUUGGUCCAACUACAGACUUCGAGCCUUCACUCAUUGAUUUAUCACCAUUUGAUCCACAAGAUGAGAGUUUGUUAUCGAGAGGAACAUUAAGAAAAGUAAGCGAUGUUGAUACGUUUUUAAUGCUUCCGGAUCAUACGACUCCCGGCCAUGAACAUCAAAUUGAAGAUGUGGAUGCGAUUGAAGAUCUGGUGGCGCCACACGGUCCCAUACUGCUGGAUUUAUAUUUCCGUAUCAUUCAUCCAAAUUUUCCCAUCCUUCAGAAGAACGUAUUUUGGGAGAAGUACAACAGAUCUUACCGAGAAUUUUCUCCACCUCUUUUGGCUGCCGUAUAUAUUCUUGCGAUCAAUUGGUGGGACCACAGUGAAGAACUUGCACAUCUGCCUAGGCCCGACCUUAAGGAACUGGAAAGAUUAGCAAGAGUGACAUUGUCGGAUGCCAUGAACAGACCCAAACUAUCGACCGUACAAGCCGGACUCUUACUAUCCCAAGCACCAGAAGGUGAUCAAUGGGCACCAACCGCACAACUCGUAGCAAUUUCCCAAGAAUUAGGUCUUCAUCUCGACUGUUCAAAUUGGAAAAUUCCGCCAUGGGAGCGCGGACUCCGCAAACGUCUCGCUUGGGCACUAUAUAUGCAAGAUAAAUGGGGAUCGUUAGUGCAUGGACGUCCGUCGCAUAUUUUCGCUACGAAUUGGGCUGUUCUUCCCUUAUCCCAGAAUGAUUUUCCGGAUAUUGAACAUGAUGAGACUAAUGAUGAGCAAAGUGCCGAACACGAUCGCGGCAGACAACUUUUCUGUCAAAUGAUAGCCCUCUCUCUGAUUCUCUCCGAAGUUUUAGAUACCUUCUACACGCUAUCCGCUAUGUCUAAUGUGGCCAAUGCUGGAGCCCAAGGCACAGUACUUGUCCUUCAGCUCGCGAAGCCCGUACAGCUCAAACUCAAAGAUUGGUAUUCGGCACUACCUGCCUGUCUCCGUAUGGACGCUCCUCCCACCUCUUCGAAAUUAUCCUUAUCCUCCACCGGAUUCCUGCAUCUCGCGUAUUUUGCGACGGAAAUCACCCUUCAUCGUCGCAUCAUCCGUUCCUUGAUGCCUCCUCCGAACUCCUCGCAUGCCCACAUUAAAAUCGAAGGGCAGUCAUCUCCUGUCCAGCCAGAUCCUUACAUCCAGCACAUUUGCCGUAGUGCAGCAAAAACCCGCUUAAUAUCCGCCAUGGAUUUUGUGAACCGACUCACGACUAGUCAUUUGAGGUCCUUCUGGUACUUCGCAAGUAAGACGAACUUUGCGCUGAUAGGAACUUUUGGUUCGUUGUUGUGGGCGACGGCGCCAGGAAGAGAGGAGGCUGAGUGGUAUAGAAGGAGGUUAGGAGAAUACAGGUGGACUUUAGGAGUCAGCUGUAAAGGAGGCGAGCUGACAAGAUGGGCCAUGGGUAUGUUGGAUACGAGUACAGGGUUGUUAAAGGGAUUGCCGGAGAAACCAGCUUUGAGUAGAGUGGGAAGUGUAGGAGAAGGAAUGGAGGCAAAUGGGGGCCCAAGAAGAGUGUCUGGCAAUCCGUUAGGAUUUGUAGGCGGAAGUCUACCCACUGGAUUUGGAAGUAUAGGAAUUGGGAUGGGACUUGGAUGCGGUACUGGAUUUGGAAUUGAGGGGACAGGAAGUAGGACUAAUGGGAGAAUAGCCACUAGUAUUGAUGAGGAAAUGACAGGUUUAGCAGAAAGCAGUGGGUUAGUAAGCCCAAGUACGAGUGUUAGUAGUAGCGAGGAGAGUAGAGGCGAACGUUACGACGGUUACAUAUUGCCCCAUCCGAGGUUUGUGGACGAGAGGUAUCAGGAUUGA